CUUCAUCCUUCCUUUGCCUUUUUUCUCCUUUCCCUCCUCGCUUUAUCUCCGACGCCUUUUCUUGGCCCCCUUCUCUCUCCAAUGGCUUCUUUUAUUCCAGUUCAUAUCAUGUCUUUUGAGAACCACCAGUACGCAAAUCGCAUUGGAAAACUACUUGUUGCCUCUCCUCCUAAACCCAGGAAGCACAUCUCAGAAUAAUGGCCAAAGGAUGCUCCAAAUGCCUCUUCAUAUUCCCCUUGUCUCUUCUCAUCAUCUGUUCUUCGGGAACUCUGGUGGGUUUCUCUUACCAUGCAAAUGUAAAGACUGCAGAUUCAUUAAGUAUUAAAACCUUAACAUUCUUCAAGCUAAAAAAGGUUGCUCCAUCACAGAUCGAGGCAUUUACUGCUGAUAACCAAGAUUUAAGUUCUCUCACUAACUUUGGUGCAUCGGUCCACCUCUUCCUAAAUGUAGACCAAAUUAAGAGUGUUAUGCAUUCUGAACCAUCUGCUAUUUCAUUGCUCAAACUCAAAGCCCAAACGCUGGCCUCUCAUCCUCAAGCAAGAUUAGAAGGCAUAAUACUGGGUUUUGGUUAUCAGAAUGUGGGUCAAGCCGAGCUGCAGAAGAUCUCAUCCACAUUAGAAUUAGUCAAUGGUAUCAUGAAUAGUGAGAGAAAGAUGAAGGUUUCUGUGGCGUUUCCUCUGGCUUUCUUAGAGAAAUUGGGGAAAGAUGGUUCAGGAGAGCCACAUAGGAUAUUCAGUUCCAUUGAGAAAUCGUCGGUGAUGGUAAUCAUCGAAGACAAUAUCACAAGUGAACCAGGUGACAGAGAUAAGGUUGUUCACUCUGUCAUUCAAAGAGCACUUCUGGCCGGUUCUCUUUUUUUGCCCAAUCAUAUUCCUCUAGUCUUGUCCCUCAAAACACCAGUUAUUCCUAGUACAGAAGAAGCGGCUCAGUUGACUGAUAGCGUCUUGAAAUCAUUAGAAAGCAAUGCUCAGAUCAAACCUGGCCAGUUAGUAGAAAUCUAUACAGAUUUAUCAGACAUGCGUGAACUCAGGUAUCGAGAUGUUCAAUACAAAAGACCGGUUUCUUACCACAGAGAACUCCUGAGCCACCUGAAACACAGUCUGCACGACUUGGUUACCAAUCCGACAACCACAUUUCCAGUGACUCCAGUAUCGGCAACACCAGUCACCACUCCAGGUACUCCCGCACCCACCAUCAUCACCGUGCCUUCUACCACCCCAGUCAUGGCAACUCCAGAGAAUCCUCCGGUGGCACCUAUCAUAUUUCCCCCGACAAAUCCUGUAAAUCCUACCGUGCCAGUCACAAAUCCGGCGGCGCCUAUCAUAUUUCCCCCAAUAAAUCCUGUUAACAAUCCCGUGCCGAUCACAAAUCCGGGCGCGACACCAAUUGCAGUCCCUGGGGCCCAGCCGGUAACUAACCCUGUGACAACAUAUCCGUCACCAUUAGGGGGCGUUCCUGUUACAGCACCCGUCACAAACCCAGUCGCACCUCCAGUGACUACAAAUGCACCUGCGGUCCCAGGACAGAGUUGGUGUGUAGCCAGGAGUGGAGUAUCGGAAACUGUCCUACAACAAGCACUGGAUUAUGCUUGCGGCAUCGGGGGAGCAGAUUGUUCGCAAAUUCAGCAGGGAGCAAGCUGUUAUGACCCAAAUUCUCUUCAGUACCAUGCAUCCUAUGCUUUCAACAGCUACUAUCAAAAGAAUCCGGUGGCUACGAGCUGCGAUUUUGGGGGUGCCGCCACUAUCGUUAAUGUCAAUCCAAGCGUCGGUUCUUGUAUUUACCAGACCUAUCCAUUAUCAUCUGCACCAGCAACUACGACGACGACACCAACACCGACAACAGCAUCUCUGUCUCCUCCAUCGACGGGGGUGCCCAUAUCAAGCUCCGGGACUCCCCCUGCAGUGGUGAAUCCUGUCUCCACUAGUCCCACUGGCUUUACCUUGGAAAACCCUCCGGCCGUCAAUACAUCAACCUCGACCUCGACUAAAUUGCAGCCUUGCAGUUACACUGGCCAUAUUGUCUUGCUAACAACCUUACUCGCUGCAAAAUUGAUGCCGGCAAGGUAGGAUCCCUGAACUUCGUGUACAACAUCCUCGGUCCCGGGCUGGUGUCAUGUUUCCUGUUGCAUCAACUAUGUACGGGCUCAUUGUUGGAGCGACAAAGAGCAACUUGGUAUUGGUUCUAAGCUAUACCAAGUAAACUGUGACAAUAUUUAAGCCUGUUAGGUUCUCCAGACCGCAUACAUGCGCUAAGCUGUCUAAUAGAGAUGCUUGUUAGAGUAUACACUGUCCAAAAUCUUGUAUAAUAGCUGAUAGCCGAGAUAGACCUAAUAUCAUAUAUUUCCUUUGGGGCAGUAGAAAGUAGCAAUCUAGGACUUCAGGUCAGAGUUAGAAGAGGAUUGCUGAAGAUUGUAAUAGCUGAUCCACACUUGUUUGUUGUCUACGUGCAUUGUGCAGCUAAGUUUGAAUCCAUUACAAGUUCAUUUG
Messenger RNA from Syzygium oleosum, 2486 nucleotides. RefSeq lists its product as uncharacterized. NCBI's taxonomy places the organism in Eukaryota, Viridiplantae, Streptophyta, Magnoliopsida, Myrtales, Myrtaceae. The record is from RefSeq and is a predicted model, not a curated record. The coding region runs from base 198 to 2066 and encodes 622 amino acids. The transcript is spliced from 4 exons.